AUGACUGUUGAUCAGAGAACCGUGGUUGUUAUCGGUGGAGGGCCCUAUGGUGUUCUUACAGCACAGAAGCUGGUUAGAUUGUAUAAUCAUAAGGUGAUACUCAUAUCGAAUCUGGAAUAUUUCUACCUUUUGGCUUCAACUCCAAGAGCGUACAUAUACGACACGCCAUCUGAUUGGGCUGGAAAACUGACAAUCCAGCUGAAAUCGAUUCUACCAGAAACGAUUGACUUGGUCAUUGACGAUGUCGUUGACAUUGAUGACACCAAUGUGAGCCUUAAAGGUCACGAGGAUAUUCCAUAUGAUGCAUUGGUGAUUGCUACCGGAGCAAAAUGGCCUGCCCCAGUUUUUCCUGAAUUCAAUGGAGACCGUACGAUCAAGGGGUUGCAAGACUAUUACGAGGACAGGGCUCGAGAAAUCCAUGACUCCAAGCAUAUCGCAUUUGUGGGUGCUGGUUUUGUGGGACUGGAGAUUGUCGGGGAGCUGGCCCAUAAGUACAAGGACGACAUCAAGAAAGGCGAGAGGUCAAUCACCAUCUACCAUGGCCGCAAGGAACUACUGGACUCUUCUUACGGAGAUGAAAUCAAACGAAAAAUUCAGAACGAUCUUGCAGGCUCGGGAAUCAAGUUUGUCUUUGACACAAAGGUUGUAUCAAACGAAAAGGGUGAGGGCAUCAUUGAGAAGUCUGGUGACAAGAUUGUCGCUGAUAAGAUCUACUUCACCACUGGUCCCGUUGCCAAUCCACCAUCAAACAGCAUUGCUGGUUUAGUUGAUGGACGUAACCAGGUGAAGAUCGAUGCCACUCUCCGAGCUGUUGGUGCUCAAAGCGGUAAAGUUUUUGCUCUGGGCGAUGUUACCGAUUGGCCACAAAAAGUGCUUCAAACCGUCACCCCAUUCUCUUCAACAGUUGCUCAUAAUGUUGAUGCCUUCCUACGGGGCAAAACCGAUGUGAAAAAGGUCGCUCAGCCUUCUCAAUGGUCGCGGGCUGGUGUUUCCCUGGGCCCAAAUUCGGGCUACGGUCAGGUGCCAGUCCCGCUUUUGGGAUACAUCAAUAUUCCAAGAGCACUCUUGGUUAGGGCCAAGUCGAAGCAGAUGUUCACCGAUAGGCUGGUACAAUUUGGCAAGCUUCGCUGA
Kuraishia capsulata CBS 1993 is the source of this 1131-nucleotide messenger RNA. RefSeq lists its product as uncharacterized. Bases 1 to 1131 code for a protein of 376 amino acids. The record is from RefSeq and is a predicted model, not a curated record. The transcript has a single exon. Gene Ontology annotation, cellular component: cytoplasm. Lineage: Eukaryota; Fungi; Ascomycota; Pichiomycetes; Pichiales; Pichiaceae. Gene Ontology annotation, molecular function: flavin adenine dinucleotide binding; electron-transferring-flavoprotein dehydrogenase activity.